AUGAAGGCACUCGCGAGCGAGAUGAUCAACAAAUGUGCCAACUGUACAUACCAGUGUUUCGAUUCGUAUAUGCAGCGGGCGCGCAGGACAACCGAUUAUGUUCUGCCAUCGGAAGUUUGCGUUAUGAUUAAUGUGAUUUUUUCAUCAAAAUCUCGAGCGACCAAAUUAACAAUGGAUUCUGGCGAGUAUAAAUAUCACUCGAAAUUGGAUGAAACGUUGGAAACAAUGCUUAAAGAUAUGGAAACUUGCAUUGAGGAUAAGCUUUUGUCAGUCCUGGAUUAUGUUCUUUCUCGGCUGGCACGCUAUGACGAAGGCAAUCCCAUUGGUGCUAUCCUUUCAAUUGCAGUAAGUCUUCGUCUUCUAAGAUUUCCAGUGAAAAACAUUUUUUAUUUUGUACUUUUUCUAGUAAUGAGUUGA
Molecule: messenger RNA, 417 nt
Organism: Gongylonema pulchrum
Lineage: Eukaryota; Metazoa; Nematoda; Chromadorea; Rhabditida; Gongylonematidae
Source: the annotation of a GenBank genome assembly